Messenger RNA from Chenopodium quinoa (quinoa), 1080 nucleotides. RefSeq lists its product as uncharacterized. The record is from RefSeq and is a predicted model, not a curated record. The transcript is spliced from 3 exons. Bases 315 to 797 code for a protein of 160 amino acids. Lineage: Eukaryota; Viridiplantae; Streptophyta; Magnoliopsida; Caryophyllales; Amaranthaceae.
AAUAAAGAUAGCUCCAAGCACGUACCCUUGAGCUGUUUUACACCCUGCUUUUUUUCUCUUACCUUACUUAUUGCCCUCCCCAUCUACGGAAUCCCAAAUACACAUUUACACUAAAGAAUCACUCCAAAACACUUAAAAAGUUUCAAGUUUCAUGUUACAAACCGUGUGAACAAGCAAACCUUUUUCAACGAAGUUUAUCUUGUUCAUUAACACCACAUACUCUUUAGAAGUUUACAACAUUUUAUCACUGUCCCUGAAGCACAAUACCCAUCUUGGCAUCUUACCACAAUACCACAUUGCUUCUUUUCGAAACGAUGUCGAAAAUCGGAGGAUUUUUUGUAUGUCUUUUGGUCAUUGCUUUAGAUAUUGCCGCAGGACUUUGUGGCCUUGAGGCAGAAAUUGCUCAAAACAAGGCGAAACACUUAAAGAUGUGGAUAUUUGAGUGUAAGAGUCCAAGUGAACAAGCCUUCAAGUUAGGAGCAGCAGCAGCAGGGCUAUUGAUACUAGCACACAUUAUAUCAAGCUUACUUGGUGGUUGUAUGUGUCUUUGUUCUCGAGAAGAUCACCAAAAAUCUUACGCCAAUCGCCAAUUAACAACUGGAUGCUUCCUCUUAACAUGGCUUAUACUUGUCAUUGGAUUAUCUCUGCUGGUGAUUGGGACACUAGCAAAUCGCAAAGAUAGAGCUUCAUGCGGCAUUACUCAUCACCAUAUGUUAUCAAUUGGUGGCAUUCUGUGUUUUAUACAUGCCUUAUUUUCUACUGCUUAUUACCUUUCUGCUACUUCGAGUAGCCAUUGAUCAUCAAGUCGAAAAGAAUCGCAAACACCCAUAUGAUCAUUCUGAAACAAUUGCGAAAAUCAGAGGUUUUUUUCGUAUGCCUUUUGGUGAAUUCGAUACUGUAGCUUGCCUUUCAAUAUGCAGCAAUGAAGCUGAGGUUAAUGUAUCAGCUAAACUGCACAACUGAUGUAGUAUCUAGUGUUUUGAACUCGUUUCUAUGGUUUCAGAUUAUGUUGCUUGUAAUGAAUUAGUAAAUGGAUGGAGAGACUUUAGUAGUUAAUAGUGCAAAUAUAUUAACGAGUAA